CCCUCCCCCUGUGACUCACUUCCCCCUCCACCCAGGUGAGCUCCAUGGAACCCUGCAUCUAGCAGCUGGAACCUCAGGUGAGUCCUUGUGGGGGUGAACGAGUGAUUUCCAGUAUCGGGGGGCACUGAUCUUAUGUAGGGGGGCUAGCAGCAGCAAUCCAGCAUUACCCUCUCUGUACACAGGGUCUGCAGUCUGUCCCUGGUUUUACUGUGUACCUAUCUACCUGCUGCUCAUGGAGCCCAUACAGGAACUGAGUGAUCAAAUUUCAUUUGUUUUCACUACUGUGAGUGUGUUUGGUUUCACUAGGGUGUGUGUUUGUUUAUGGAAGGACCGCAUUAUGCUGCACUAUGAGCCUGAGAUAUUGAUUUAGGUAGAAGCUAAUAUCAGGAGGAUCCUGGUGUAGGGAGCCCAUUACAGAUUACAUAUAAUGUACAGUUAUUUAUAGAGAUCAGUAUAUAUUGGAGGUAUUAAUGUAGACCUGGGAGUGUGAUAUACAACCUGAAAUCACCAUAUCUGAUAUAUAGCACAUUUUGUUUAGUGUUAAUAUGUUCAUUUUAAAUGCUUUGCUUUUUGCUUGAUAUGUAUUCUGUAUGCACACAGUUAUUAUAACCAUGAACCAGGUAUUAUGGGAAAAUAAUUCAAUCAGAGGGUUCUGAAGACAUGUUUUAUGAAUGUCUAUAUUUAUAACAUAUUAUAUGCUUCACAUUUAUGUAUCCUUUAUUGUAUGGCUAGGAUGAGCCUUAGGACUCCUGUAAUCUUAUAUACCAAUCUGUCCAAGAUUAGUGGGAGUUAUACUUCAGGGUGGUAGCCAUUAGUUGCAGCUGCCAACAUUAUAUCUACCCUGGAGAAAGGUAAAUUUGAAAUGACAACAAAUGGCUAUAACAGCUGCCAUCUGGGAGUGUAACUCCCACUAAUCUUGGGCCAGUGUAUGUGUAGUGGAGAGUGAAAACCCAUUUUUGCUUAUAAUUUUUACACAUCCAGUAAAUAGAUUCACAUAUCCGUCCUGAUUGUUAAAUGUUUAGGAUCUAAAUCCGUUUUUGUUAGUUAAAGUGGCACUGUCACUGUCUGAGCACUGCCGAAUUCACAAUGUCCGCUGAUGGUGACAUCGCCGCUGGCAGACCUGGGGCAGGUAAGGUGAGAUUUACUUACCUGAACAUGUCCCUCGCAGGUGCUGCCAUCUUGCUCACACUGCUCCUCUUUGCCAGGAGCCGACAUCACUGCUGUACUCUCGAGCAUGCGCGAGAGUACAGCAUUGAGGUCCAUGGGGGAACCAGUGAGACCGCAGGAUCCUGAAUAGAUACAGCCAAUUCCUUAUUGGGAUUCACUCUUUGACUCCGCCUUGAGUCUAAGAACGUCAGGCAGAGAAGAAAUACAGAGACGGUGAAAUCCCAACACAGUCAAAUGAGUAUUUCAUACAGAUUCUUUUUUUUAAAUUAUUUUUCGGGGGGAGAGCAGCUAAAUUGUGAUUUUAACACUAUAGAGUCAGGCAUACAUGUUUGUGUUCCUGACCCUUUAGUGUUCCUUUAAUAGAACUAUUUCGGUGCCAGGAGUGCCUUGGCACUCUUACCCCCAGGUAAGUAGUGAAAUGGUUUGACAACCUACCUGGGGUCUGCCAGGCACUGGUCAUCAUAGAGUCACCAUAGCCAGAAGCUCUAUGCCCGAGCUAGCCUGGCAGUGUGAGUGAUUACUAGAUGUGACCAGUUGCCUGGGGCAAUCAUUGGAUUCCUGCUAAAAUGACAUUCAGGUUUAAUUUAAGAACUACUGUCAUCACACAGACCUUGAUUUACUAAUAUUUUUGUUGUGCAUAAGCUUUUCAAAUAACUUAAUAUUUAUGGAUAACCUCUUAAAAUAUAUAUAUAUUUUCUAAAUAUUAAAAAUAUUUAAAGUGUGUGUGUGUGUGUGUAUAUAUAGUUUGAAAAACUUAUCUAAGAAUAUUAAAUUGCGACCAUAAUAUAUAGAUUGGUAAAGGUACAGCAAUGUCUGGUUGAUCUGAGAGAACUUAACAUAAUGUUUUUUGCCACCCACACUCCUUUCCAUGUGGGGUGUGCACAUUGUGCACUACCUUGAUACUGUGAGGUAUAACCUGGUUUGCGUACAUCUAGUAAGGGUGUAACCUGCCAAUCUAUUUUUAAUAUUUCUUAUCCUGACUGGAAUUAAAAUGUCUGGCCUGCCUUCUAAGUCUACUAUUUUCCAGUUGAAGCACACUGCUCAGCUUGUAAGUAAUGUUGAGCUGGGUUUUACCUUCUUGAGUUAAUAAGAAUACGUAUGGCUCAAACUUAUGUAAGAUAAUAAAAAAAAUUACAUGCAUAAAUAGAUUUUAUCUUCCAGGUCUCAGUAAGUACAGGCUUGUAGCUACCAGAUUGAAGAGGCAUUUACUUAAAUUGUCACAUUGAAUCAUUUUCCUUGUAAUAAGGCUUUCUGUAGCAUACAUUUUAUUAACAAGCCUGUAAAGAAAGGUAAUUUUGUACCUCUCGGCCCCUUUUUUACACUUUGUUUUUUUGGGGUUUUUCUUUUCAAAGUCACACACAGUCUCCACCCAUCGGUGUCCGUAAUUAGUAAAGUAGUACAGGUUAUCAAAAUGUGACAUUUUCCCUCCCCUCAACAAUAAAUUCCAUUUUGAAAGUGUAUUAACUCGAGAUAAGAUGUAUAUUAUUAUUAUUAUUAUUUAUUAUUAUUUUUUUUUUUUUGGAUGUGUAAGAAAAAUGACAUGAUAUUUGCUUUAUUCCUGCAUUAAACAUGUUUUAUCCAUACUACAUAGCUGCAUGUAAUUAACAUUUCUUAAUUUUAUUUAUAUGGUAUUUAUCCCAAUAAUUUCUAUUGAUAUUUAUAACUUUGUCAUCUAGCAGCCAGGUGUUCUUAUAUACUUAAAGUAUGUGAUGUAUUUUUUUUACAUCUUCCUACUAAUGUUUUAUGUGAUUUCUUCUAUCUUUGAACAUCAUGUCAUCUCAGAGUGGAGUCCGUAUUAAUUUUGAUAGGGGACAUCCUUUGAAUUUUUUUUUUUUUAAAGGCUAUUUAUUGAUUUAUGCUGUUGUAUAAAGGCUCAUGGCAAAGUUAAUAUACGCUAAGUGCCCUGGCAGUAACUUUUCAUGGGUAAUUGGUAUAUCAGCAUGAAGAUGUGGUAAAGUGUUAGUCUGUAGAUAAUGCAUUAAAAUAUUGGAGCUAGUGAAAGACUUCUGCAAAUCUAUAUUUCAUAGAUUCCAACAUUAGGAGGUAUGAACUCGGAAGGCUGGCCAUGAUGUGAGAAGGGGGAUCUGCUGAGAAGAGGGCAUAUCAGUCUUGUCUGUAUGCAAACCAGGUUGAUAGCUGUUUUGGCUGAAGCGCUGUGCCCACGUUCUUAAUUCUCUGAGGGCACUUUGCUAAGCGUUAACAUGUCAGUUGAUAUGGUCGCCCUGCACUUGAAUCAAUGCUUUCCUGUGGAGCAUUUGAAGCUGUUAGAUGUCCUAAUGCAAAGCGUCUGGAAGACUGUCACUAGAUGGACUUAACCCUGCAAUGUAAACAUUGAAAUAUCACUGAUACAAUUUAAAGGGGACACUAUAGUCACCAGAACUACAGCUUAAUUCAGUUUAAUAGUUCCCACUCGCGCCGCUCAGGAGGGGGAUACUAGGUUGUGUUUUUUUUUUACUGGCUGCUUACUGUUUACUAGACAUGCCCCUACUUGCGGCAUACCGAGUAGGGGCAGAUUAUUUACUAAUACUUGCGGCAUACUGAGUAGGGGCAGAUUAUUUACUAAUACUAAGUCAUCUUUACUUCGUAUUAGUAAAUUUAGGUCUUUCAGCCUUUUGGUAGAUAGCUCCCUAAUACCCUGGGAAUUAGGGAGUUAUCUACUAAGCGGCUGCAAGAUGCAGUCGCAGCACGAAUAGGAUCUGAGUUUCAUUCAUUUGAAUGAAAUUCCAAUCCGAUCAAAGUCCCGAAUUCCGUCCUAACAUGAAGGAGAAACUGUUCUCAUUCUGUCUAAAUGACAGAACGUUCGGAAAUACUGACAGGAAGCAUCAUGAGAUCACAGAGGAAAAGCCAAGAAUUGUGGGAAAAUUGCUUUGACCACCGGAAACGGAGUACACUUUGUUCCUCUGCUGGUCAAGCGUAGGAAACCUCCAUAAGACAAAUAGUCCCUACUUUGUCUUAUGUUUUAAACAAAACUAGAGCAGACAGGAAGAAAUGAAGAAUAGAUCCUGACAGAGGGAGAGAAGAGGAAUCAAUUGGGGAAAGGUUAAUUCAGCAUGACAGUGCCGCUUUAAUGGUGGGUUUUGCACUAUAGGGUGAGGAAUUCAUGUUUGUGUUCCUGACCCUAUAGUGUUCCUUUAAUAGUUAGACCUAGGUUAAAAAUAAUGAAUCUUUUAUUGCAUAUGUCAAUACAGGGUCACUUUAUGAAUGAUAUUAGUACUAGUAGCUAGUAGAUAGGGAUCCAAAGCUGUAACAGGUUAGUUAGUAGUUUCAGGCUGUAAUUAAAGGGACACUAUAGUCACCAGAACAACUGCAGCUUAUUGCAUUUGUUUUGGUAUUUAAAAUCAUUCCCUUCAGGCUUUUUGUAGUAAACAGUCUUUUCAGAGAAAAUGCAGUGUUUACAUUAAAGCCUAGGGAUAACUCCACUGGCCACUCCUCAGAUGGCUACUAAAGCUGCUUCCUUGGGCAGUGCGGCAUAGUAAGCAGCACUGCCAUUCGGUAUCUCCACCCUCUGCAUGGAGACACUGAACUUUCUUCAUAGAGAUGCAUUGAUUUAAUUCAUCUCUGUGAGGAGAUGCUGAUUGGCCAAGGCUGUGUCUGGCUUGUGCUGGCUCUGCCCCUGAUCUGCCUCCUUGACAGUCUUAGCCAAUCCUAUGGGGAAGCAUUGCGAUUGGCUCAAACCACCACUUCUGAUGAUGUCAGCAGACAGAGGCAGAGCCAGCAGCUGCAGACUUGAAAACAAGUAAGAUUGUACUACAUUUAGUGAGGCAAGGGGGGCCAGAGGGGCUAGAUGGUGGUUUUAACACAAUAGACUCAGGAAUACAUGUUUGUGUUCCUGACCCUAUAGUGUUUGUUUAAUUUUAUUUAUAGAUAGAAUAUACAGAUCUUGCUGUAGUCCCAGAGGUGGGAGAUGUGGAGUUCUCUCUCUUUUGGUUUAGUGUCUUGUUUUGAUAGUUGAUAAAUUGCACAAAUGCCACGCUUUAGAACUUUUCAAAUGUUGAUUUGCAAAUUGCUUGUGAUUAGGGUAUUUUCCUUUCACUGAAGAAAUUGAAACUUUACAUUAUUAUUAGCAUUUAUAUAGCGCCAACAGAUUCUGCGACUUCACAAUUCUAAAAUGGGGAUAUUUUACAUGUAAUUUACAUACAGAAUAUAACAGACAAGAGUUGAAGACCACCCUGCUCAAAUGAUCUUAGAAUCUAUUAAACAAAUUUUCCCAACCCUCCACAAAAACAGCAAAUUACACUGAACAGUAGCUUUUCAACAACAUGAAGCAUACAUACCCAGGUAAUGUGAUAAAAUAGACACGAGUAACAAUAUUAUAGAAACAAAACAUACUUCUUUUUACAACUCUAUAUAAACCGAAAAUGCGUUAUUCACUAAACGCUAAUUGUAGUUGACGAAAAAGACAAAUAACUAAAUUGAUACUGUAGCAGAAUUGGAGAAUUUUUUUUUUUUCUUGUGUCCCAGAUAUUGCAAUUUUUUUUUUUUCAAUCCACUACAAAUCGUUUUUUAAUGGACAAAAAAUACAGAUAACAUGUACUCUUUCGGAUUGUGCUGACCUUGAAUCCUAUCUUCUAUUAUGUUGUUUGUAGUGCUUGUAUACUAGAUCACUGAUCUAGUAUAUUUCAAAAGGCAGAGCAUAUUUAUGAAUAGCUACUUAAAGGACGACUUUAAUGUUAGGAAUACAAAGAUGCACUCCUAACAAUGUGUUCCUCGCCCCUUGCGCGCACCCCCCGCAAUGUUACAAAGGGUUAUAAAAACAAAAACAAAAAAAAAAACUCUAUUCACUUACCAGAUUCCAGCACCAAGGUCCCGUUCCUCAAUGUUUCCUAUGGGGAUUUCUCUACACUGGACAUCCUCAUGCAGAACUCUGUGAAACUCCAGGAAGCGCCUCUAAUGGCUGCUUGGUAAACAGCCACUAGAGGCAGUCUUAGUGCUGCAAUGUAAACAUGCCAGUUUUUCAACUCAAAUGUUUUACAUUGCAGUGCUAAGGGGUACAUGGACACCGCACCCAGACCACUGCAAUGAGCUGAAGUGGCCUGGGUGCCUAUAGUAUCCAUCUAAACCAGGCUUCCCCAAACUCAUGAUUCUAUGAAUGAAAUAGGCUGAGAAUCAUGGGAGUUGUAGUUCAGCUACAUCUGGAGUUUGGGGAGGCCUGAUCUAAACUUAUAUCACUAUAUUCAGAUGUUUCUUUUAAAGUGCUGGCUUCCUGAUUGCCUGCCAAUUGUGUUGUACAGCCCCUCUGUUAUAGAGAUUAUUCAUUUGGUAUGUUAAGCAGUACUUUGCUACAUUUUUCAUUGUUCUUUUGAUGACUUGUAUGCAACUCAAUGGGAUUUGAGAGAGUAGGAAGUCCCCAAAACCAUCAAUUAUAUCCAAGUAACUGUCUAAACGUAGCUUUUUUUUUUGCAGUGUAUUUAUCUUGAUCCUUUAUUUUGUGUCGAUUAUAAAAAGGAUUGCAUCACUGCCCAAAAUAUGCUUUUGAUCGCCCGUCUAAGUACUUUGAGCAUGAAGGAGAGGAAUGCACAAAUUAUAUGCCUGUACUGUCUGCAGCUUUACAUGUAAGCUAUUAAUCAUUGGGUCAGCGCUAGACAAGAGGGCAAUGCUAUUUUUUUUUUUUUUUUCACCAAUCGCCCAGUCAAAAUGGAGGUGACAAUAGCUGAGCUUUUAGUAAUUCAGCUUGCAAGACAUAUUGAUCCUAUUGGAGGUGCCUGACUGCUAAGAGUGCCACUUACAAGCGAGCUGAAACAUUGCGGGUUCUCUUUUGUACUGCAGUAUCUCUGUUUGGAGGAAAACCAAUGAGAAGGGUCUCCUCAGUUUGAACUCCUAAAAAAAUAGCAAGUUAAAGGGGACUCAGCACUGACAUAAUGAACGUUGUGUUACAAAUAGUGUUCACACAGGACGCCAAGAUAACUGUAGUUGAUGCCAUGUUUUUAGGAUCCUAAUUUGAAAUAAAAACAGAUUUAUAACAAAAACAGAGAAUAUGAGACUGAGAACAGACAAAAGCUUAGAGAAACUCAAUAGCAUGCUGUUUGGUAAAUCCUCGCUAAGGUCUCAAAAUAGUUUUUGCUCAUUUGUGCCAUUACAGGGAGAAGCCGUUUCAUUGCAUAUCAGACUGAUCCCACCCAUAAGGGCUGUCCAGAACCAAAAUGCUGGCAAGUUCUCUCUGCACGAGAGAUAUAGCAACCCUAGACGAUCGUUUACGGCAGGGGUUCUCAACGUUAGUCCUCAGGACCCCCUACCAGUCCAGGGUUUAGGGAUUACCUGGGUGUGUCUCAGGUGUUUAGAAAAAGAGAAAAAAAAAACACCUUAGAGUCUAAGGUGUUUUCCCCCCCCCCUUUUUCUUAACACCUGAGACACACCCAGGUAAUCCCCAAAUCCUGGACUGGUAGGGGGUCCUGAGGACUGGGUUGAGAACCCCUGGUUUACGGCUUUCUUUGGGCCUCAUCAGCUAGGUGUUUCUGAUCACCUUCAGGCAUAGUGAGCACGGGGUCCACAUCUGUAUUACCCUUUUAACUUGGGGAGAAUCAAGUUAGUGCAUUGCAACAAAAACAGAAGCUAUGAGAACUCUAACUCCACAAGAGCCAGCGCAACUCAUGCCCAAACACUUGGCUUCCACAAACCCAAAACACCCCCUGCCCCCUUGGUUAGCGGUAAACAAUCAACCCGGAAGCACCACCUGCGACAAAACAGGACCCUCCAUCACAGCAUACAGACUCCCUCACCCAGUGCAACACAAAGAACUAGACUAAUGAACACGGUUUUAGCGCAACCCAGGCACACCAUUACCGCACCAACUUCUCACCGCACACAUGGAGCGCUAGCACCAUCAGACCCACAACCCGCAUGUGCUGACACAUAAUACCUAACCCUAAACACAAGGGUAUACAAAACAUACUGACACAUCUAGACAGAGCAUCAUGUAAUGUUUACUAUGUUAAUGUUAUUCCUGAAUAUGUUGUUGCUUGACCCAAAAUUGGUGCAAAUCUUUAAUGACGUUGUAUCUAUACAUUUUUGAAGCACUUACGUGCAUACCUGUUUGUGAAACUUAAAUACCAUGCACCAAAAAUGAAAAAUAAAGAAUUUAAAAAACAAAACAAAAAAAAACCAAACUAUGAGAACUCUGACGGACAAAAUCUCAGAGAAACUCAAUAGCUUGCCCUUCGGUAAAUCCCCACUCAGGUCUCAAAAUAGUUUUUGCUCACUUGUGCCAUUAGUGCGUGAACGGUAAAAUAGUGCUUAUACACAUAUUUGGUGUUACAAUAAUGUAAAAUGUAAUUUUAUCAUGUAAAGAGACCGUAAUGAAACUAAGAAUCCUGUUAGAGGCAGACAUAAAAAAAAAAAAAGUAAAGUACACAGUAAAGCCCAGCAAAGUAUGAAUUUUCGUAAUGAGCACUGCCUUUAAUGUGAGUCUCUUUGGGAGCCCUGGUCAGCUGUGUUUGUGCUGUGGAUCCUUCAUUUAUUUUAUAGAACGGAAUAGGGUUUUGAAUUCUCCUUAGUGAGUGCUGACGCAGGGAACACUGAAUCCUUUCAGUCAAUUCUUACAGUUUACCUUGGCUAAACUUUUAAUUUUUCUAUUAACUUAGGGUUAGUUCUUCUUGCAGCUGAAGCAACCAGCACUGCUAUGUAACCCAUCUGCUAAAUGAUUGUCAUUAAUCAUGGUGAGUAAUAUACAUUUAUAUACUAUGUAUAUACAUCUGUAUUCAUAUUACACAGUCUGCCUGUUAAUUUAACAGACUGAUCAUGUUUUUAAAUGCCCUUCUGUAUGGUAUGGAGUGUCACACCAUGAAAUAAAGCAGGCAUUGUACGGUGUGACUAAAACUGCAACGCGUGGGCCCAUUUUCUCAGUGCACGGCUUGGACUUUUAUAUUCAGGCCAGCGGAGAUUGUUUUCAGGCUGCGACGGUACUUUGUUGCUAGUGCCAUUAUUUUAGCCACCCCUUCUGUUACUGAUGUGCUGGAAGUGGAGUUGGAGAGAGAGACUCACUGUCUCCCCAUCUCUUCUCCCAUCAUUCCUGUACUGCCAUGAUAUUAAAGAGGAGGUGUGGCAAAGGGGAGGGUUUAUGCUGCAGAGUAGAAUACAUUAUGCACAUGAGGUCAAAACUUGUCAAAUGCAUUCAAGUUGUUUGGGUCUGGAGUGUCUCUUUAAAAAAACAAAACAAAAAAAUCUGCUUUGUGGUCUUAUAUGGUGUAGCCUGAGUAUUAUUCCCUGUAAAACAUGCUUUGCUGUUAUGUUUCCUCUAUAUAAGUUGAGGAGACCCAAUACCGUGUUUUGUGAGCUAAGUACAUGCAUAUUACAUUAAAUUCUUGUGCCCUGGCUGAAAUGCCCUGUGUUGUCACCAUGCAAUUUUCAUGUUUGGCUUAUUGGGGAACCUGAGGUGAAAAUUGGAUGUGCUGCCUUAGCUUUAAUACAUAAUGAGGGGGUCUCACUUCCCCAUUAUCUGUCCAAAUAUUUGUACUGCAGAAGCACUUAUUAUAUGACCACGCAAUGAAAUGAGAGACUCAAAGCAGUGGCCAAUCGUUUGCUGUCUGCUCCAAAUUGCUGCAACUGAUUACUACGGAUAUUUGUCAAAGCAAAGGACAAUGUUUUGACCAAAACCAGAAUGACUAGACAAAGAGUGUCCCUUUAAAGAUUGCUUAACGUCAUUGGAGUUAAAGUUCUACACUAGUUGGGCGACUACCUUUUUUAACUGUUUCUGAUGUGAGUAGACUAAAUGUAGACUAGAUUUUCUUCCAAGAUGACCCUUUUUGUUUCAUAAACAACACUUCAGAUCCUAAAAUUUGCAAACGUUAACAUGGUAUGGUUCUUUUCCUUUUCAAAAUAUUUUUACACUGCAGCCCAUUUUCCUAGAAGUCCAGAACAGGGCUGUGUAAGAGGUAAUUACGUACAUGAAGCAUUGUCAUGAAUAGCAAGCUUUGUGCUCUGUGAAUUUCAUCCACUCCUCUGGUUUAUGCUGCUGUUGAAACAGACGGAUUUUGGCUUUUCUGAGCUAGAAUUUCCUGUGGUUGAAAUUCUUGAUGAAGCCGUUUGUUGGUGUUCGUAUUUGUAAUACAAGGAAUCCUUUAUAAGUAUGGUACUAUAAGCCUACAUUGCUGGGUAGAGCAAUAUUACAUUCAAAAAUAUAUUUUUCUGGAUGUUACUGAAUUAUGUGCUGAUACUUGAUGCCAGAGUGCAUACAUAGGUGUCACAGUGCCCACUGGAAGCCCUUAUAUGGCUCUGGCUUCCGCGAUCCGAUUAGUGACUCGAAUGUCCAGAUUUUGUGCAUUCACGUUCUGGUGUCACAUGACCUCUAAUAACCAAGUACUGCACUCCUAGGGCUUUAUAAGCUCAUUUUGGUCAUUAUGCUGUGCCCUAUCGUUGUUCCCCUCAAUGGUUGUCCGAAAGCGCAUUUACUAUAGUUCUAUCUGUUGUCUGACCCUGGCUUGUAUCUUGACCAUUCUCCAUUCUAUUUUCCUUGAACUAUGACUUGUCUACUUGUUUAUAUAUUCUGUCUCUCUGAACGCGAUCUGUUUUGUAUUAUUCUAUAUAGCGUUGAGUCCGGCCCCUGUAAGGCACAUUAAUGCGCUUUAGUAGUCUGGUUUAUUAUUCGUUUUACUUUGCUCACUUAUGUUCUGCAUGUUGGGUCAUAGUCCAUCCUGUCAAUAUGUUGUUUUUGUGUGUGUCUUAUACAUUAACACAUUUUUAGGAUGACUGGCAUAUUUUAGGUAUAGAAACGAGUAGAAAUUUCAAACAAGAUGCAGUAAAUUGUUUGAAUAUAAAUGUCUCUUUUGACUGUUAAAGGAACACUCCAAUCACCAUAACCACUACAACGCUCUGUAGUGUUUACAGUGCUAGGAAUGCUCAACCGGGGGCCUGCUUAUCUGGUAUUCACUGCCUCCUCUCUUUUCAGCAGAGAGUCAGAAUGUCUGUCUGAGCUAAACCUGGCAUUACAGGGCUGAUCACAUCGACUGAGAGUGAUUACCUGGGUAAGAGAGAGCAAAUGGAAGCACCAGCUCUCUGCCAGAAGUAGAGGAAACUAGGGGGUAGGACCUGGCGGACCCCAGGCAUGAAGCCACGCUGUACUAAAACAGCUUGACUACAAUGCCAGGGCACUGUAUUGGAGUAUACAAUGUAUUGUGCUUGGAGUGUUCAUUUAACUUGAUUUUAUUUAUUUUGACCUGCAGUGCAAAAUCACCUCAGGCACUUAAAAGGUUAAAACAAUCACCUUUAAUUUUUCCUCCUCUUUUUGCUAGUUGUCGCUCUGUAAAUGGCGUCUAAUUAGAGCAAGCUUAAGAGGACUCCAAAGCUGUGUGCCCCAUUUACCAAUCAGCAGAGUCCUGCCAUGACCUCACACCUCUCCCCAUAAUACAGACUACACCAGGUGAUGAGCUGAUGAGUAACCCUAUUGUCUGAUUCCAGGUGUUAGAAUCCAGGUUUUCACCUCUGGCAACAAAUGACAGCUCAUCUUAAUACCCCCAGCAUGAUCAGCACAAGUCAGCAGUUUGCUUGUGGAAAAAAAAAAUCCUAUUAUUAUAACUUUGUUAAGCCAAUAAUAUCAUCUUCACACAUGCUGUCAUUUGGUUCAAUACCUUCAGCUUUCAAAAGCAAAACAGAAAGCUUAGUGCAUUUAUUAUGCAUAUGCUUUGUUCUAAAAUGAAAUGUAAUUCUCCCGAUUAAUUAAAAAUCAUUUUCCAUAGAAGUCCCCGACUGACACUAGUCAGUGAUGGUUUCUAUAUUUUCCAUGUAUUGCAUUAUUUCCUCCAAGUACACAAUUUAAUUUUGCAUGCACCCUUUUUGGGACUGUAUUUUUAUAUUUACUUGCCUUCCAAGUCCUCAGUCUGUGUAUUGCUCACCCAUUGGAUUUAAAAAAAUUUAUAGCACGUUCUUCAAAUUUCAAAUUUUCAAGAUUUACACGAACAUUCUGCAGAUUGAGAUAGAAUUGUGUUGGACCUAGCAGUCUAAGUGAAUUAACAGUUGGAGUAUGUACUUCAGUGCUUAUAGUUGUACUCUAAACCAGUCUCCAAUUGAUGUCUGGGUCUGUUGACCCAACCUGCAAUGUUAGGAGGGGGUGGGAAGUAAGUACUGUAGCAGCGUUUGGAAAUUAUACCUGGGAUUUAAAUAGAUUUAUACUUGGAAGUUAAGUGAAUCAUGAUCCCUUAAAUGUGGGGUUUACUGCUCUUUUAGUGUGUAAUCAGAUAAUGUACUUAAAACUACUUUGAGCAAUUUGCAGUUUACUAUCCUGAAAAAACAAGUUGUUUGUGUCCCUUGAGGGUUGAAAUUUUAUACCCUGCAUUACACUGGCUAUGUCUACACAAAAGUCAUUUGGGUGAUUCCAAUGCCUCCUAACAAGUCAAAUGGACAAUGAUGGACACUGUCAUUUUAGGGGUGUUAGUGGGCAUGUGGCCAGUGGUGAGGCUGGUUUUAGAUAUUGGUGACUUGCAAAUAACAAUUUAUGCAACUAAAAUGUAGUUCUUGAACAAGAACAAUGUAUCUUAUUAACAAAGAUUGAACUCUAAACACAUUUAUUAAAGUUUGAAGGUAACUUUUUUUUAGCUGGCUUCUAGAGUCCAAACAAAUUUGUCAAGUCCUGCUCUACAUUGUUACCUUCUUCAAUUGGGGUCCUUGUCAACCUGUUGUUCCUGUCAUAAUUUGUGAUAGGUUGUCUCGUUUGCUGUUAAAUUAUAUUCUUUUAAAGCUCUGCGGCAUAGGUUGGCGCUAUAUAAAUGCUAUUAACUAUCUUUCUCUGUGUGUCUCUCUGUAUGAAAGAGAUCUAUCGGCAUACAUAUGUAUUAAAAGAUUUAUGUUUGUAACGUUGGGUGUAAUGCUAACUUUCCACCCAUUAUGUAAGUGAUUUUUGCAGUGAAAAUUAUCGCAUUUUGGCCUCUGGUUCUUAAUCCAUUCCCCCCUCCCCCCUUUUCUUGGCACCUCCUCCCCACAUGAGGUGCCCAUUAAUGAGCUGAAAAUUCCUGGCAUGUCACAGGAGAGUGAAGCUUUUUGGCAAUCAGAAGUUUUCUCAGCUGCUGAUUUACCUAUUUACAGGCCAACUAUUAAACCCCUGUGAUAGGAUGAACGCUGGCCCAUGUCACACAGCUGUGUAGGGACAUGCAGCUGGAACAGCUUGUAGCUUGCAGUCUUCCCCAGAAACCAUCCGGUCGCUGCAAGCUCUGGAGUCAGGGGUUCUGUGCAUUACAGAAGGUAUGUAAGCUUUUUGCCUCUAGCCUUGAUGUGUGGCGGAGAGCAAGGCUGGAAUUUCUGUUUUGCUUUGACUGGUCUUUGUCUAACUCUACAAUAAUCUGCCCAUUGCUGGAGAUAUGCUACAUCUUGUGCAUGUCCUGUGUAUUAUAAGAGCUGUGUGUAAAGUUGUCUUUUACUUGAAAUGUUUUAAAAGUAAACAUUUUAUGUCUGUUUUUGUACUUGCUGUGUAUGAAGGUUACGUUAUAUUGUGAAACUACAGAUAAAAGUCUUGAUGCCUUAGAUAGGUUUCAAGGUUAAUACCAUUUAGAAUGUAGAACUCGGAGUACCAAGAUCUGGUUUCAUAUUUGCCUUAUGAUUUGCCUUUUCCUGAGCGUGUGUAUUUAUUUUACGGAAGGUAUCAGUUUUGUUCUAGAUUUGUAUUGUAGUACUCCAUGCUCCUAUUUAAAUAAAAUAAAAACAUAAAAAAGCACUUUAUAUUGAAGUGGAACUGUGCAAUUUUGGAUAUAACCUACAAAUUAUUAGUGAUUAAUACAUAUUUAUUUAGACCAGCAUGUUUCUCUGUUUUUGAAGUAGUAGUUUUCCUGGAAAAGGCAUAAUUCUAUAGUUUAAGCUAAUUUAUCAGUGUUUAAUUUUUUUCAUGGCCUUAUGCCGAGAGAUUUUAAACCCAGAGGGUCUAUGGUAGGAUACAGGUUUAUCCAAUGGCUCGUAUGCAAUCCCUUUCAAAUUAAUUGGACAUAAAUUAAACUCAAAUGCGGAUAUGUCACGUCAAAAAUAGGUGCUCCUCAGGACAUAGAGCUAAAUAAGGAGCAAUCACCAUGGAAACCAAUAGAAUGUUUGUUUAUUAACAAAAAGCAUGUUUGUUUGUUUUUUACCUAAAAAAGCAUUUUGCCUUUAAAAAACCAUUCACACCCUUUUUGAUUAUUUUUUAAGCUCGGAAAGUCUGACUUUGCUAAUUUACCAUUUUGGGAUAAAUCUUGCAAUUCUGUUAGUUCAUAGGCAUCAGUAUUUAGUGAAUAAUUCCAUGGGGGUGUGUGUGUGUGUGUGUGUGUGUGUGUGUGUGUAUGUAUAUGUAUGUAUAUAUAUAUGUGUAUAUAUGUGUAUAUAUAUAUAUGUAUAUAUGUGUGUGUAUAUAUAUAUAUAUAUAUAUAUAUAUAUAUAUAUAUAUAUAUAUAUAUAGAUAGAUGGCAGAGGAGUAUGGCUACAGGUUUACAGAAACAAACACAAUACAAUAGUAUAAUACUGUAAAUGAAUGUUGAAACUGCGCAAAUAUAAGUAGAACUCACAAAAUGUAGGUGGUAAAAUCGCCUUAGGGUGCCUCCCCUAUGCACUGAGCAUACUAGUAGGCUAAUCACAUGCACACUACACAUGCAGUUAUCAUCACUCUUUCACAGUCGUAACCUCAUCUUGCCCCUCUUACUAUCUUUCAUCAUUUUCCUGUCCACUGUGUUCUCUUCCGUCUCGCCUUUCUUUCUUGACCUUCUGUUAGUUUAACUUUGCUCUUUCCAUGUCAUUGUCCCUUUGCUCCUCUUCCUGUUUUAUUUCUCCUCUCUCUGCCUCUCAGGUGUGUUAUUUUUAAUUUAUUUUAUACCUGUCUGUCUUUUUCCAAUGAUCUUCUCCUCCCGUACAUUCUCUCAACUCAUUAUCUCCUAUUUCUGACAUUCCCUUGUCUGUUGCCUAAUGCUCUUCUCCACACAUUAUUGUACAAAUAUCUCCCCCAGUUUCUCCCACCAUGUUCUUUUUAGUGUCUGUUCUGCCCUAAACCUCUUCCCCUCCCUUUAUAUUUUAUCCCAAACCAGUCUCUCUCUACCCGUCAUUUAUAUUGGAAUUGUACCAUAUUUUACAGAAUAUCAGAUCCAUCCAUAUAUUUGAACUAGAGAUUUAGAAGGGGGGGGGAGGAGGAGGAGGAGGAGGGGGAGGGGGAAAUGCAAGCCAUUGAAUAUCUUAAACCCCCUUUAAUGUUUUUCCCCUUCCCCAAACCCAUUUAGUGCCUCUUCUACCCACCUUCCCUUUGUGUCACUUGCACCCAUGUGACUCUGACCUCCUGUUGUAAGGUGGGCACGCAGACCAUGGUAAAUUAUCUUGGUUAUCUUAAAAUCAGUCUGACCGGAGGAUGUUUGCCAAGAGGCCACAUUACACAUUUACUGGUGGGAGGGAGAAUCUAUAUGCACCCCUCUCCUACCAGUCACCCUGACGAGUAGGGACUAGAAAAUAUUUGAUAGAUUAAGUUGAUGCUUCAGUGAAUAAGUGUAGUUUCUCAGGGAAGGCAUUGAUGGCCAGACAGGUAUCUCAAGGUUAAGAAAAGGUACUGCAGGGAAAGAAUUAGAGAUGCCCAUCUGAAGAAUUGAGAAGAUGUUGCCCAAAGGCCUGCUGUGCAGAUAUACAAGCGGGUGCUGCAGUUAGAGCUAGCACAGUGGACAGAGCUGUGUGAGAGGAACUGAUGGAGCAGACUAUACAGAACAUAUUUCUGCCUUUGUAUUCUUUUUGCUAGUGCAGUAGCCCACACAGGAAACCAUGAAAAGAAUUACAUCGGCAGAUAGCACAACCAUAUCAAAUGGUUGCAAGAUGUUAAAUUAUAUGUUGGUUUUGUCUUGGAUUAAGAAAAUAUACUGCUGUAAACUCCCUUUAUGAAAUGAAUUUAUAUAGUAAUAGAAAGUAACAAUUUCAUAAUUAUUUCAAUUACAUCACUGUCUCAUUCUUUGUGACUCAUCACCUCGCAAUGAAAAUGUCUGUCUGUCCGCAAUGCCAACCAUGCUGCUCUGCUUACUUAUUGUGUGCAGUAACCCAAGUUAAAACAUGUUAGAUGUUAUGGGUAGUCCCAUCUACACACAUUUAUUCUGCUUUAGUUUGUUUAAUCAACAAUGCUCCCCACGUUGGAUUGCUCUUACCGGUUUCAGAAUAAACAGUCCACCCAUGGCUUCGUUACUGUAGCAGUCACAGUUUAUUUUGGCAUGUUUAUGAAUGGAUUUUAAUGUGAUCAUGUCUGCUACACAGGACACUGCAGACCCAGCAAUAAUAAGUUUCAUUUAUUAAAAAAAAAAAAAGUAAAUAAAGCCAUCGUUACCUGUUCUCGUUCAUAAUUUUCAUGAAUGAAGCCAAGAGUGAGAUGAUUUAAAACUAUUGUAGGAAGCUGAACUACAACUACUGUAACCCAUUGCUUUACAAGGAUUUUGGGAUAAACUUGGUGCACCUAUAGAAAUGUGAUAUUUCAUGAUGUUUUCCCAGUAUGAUAUUUUCUCUCUAGUUUUCUAGCUUUAGUUGGGAAUAUUUAACUUACUUUUGUUUUUUCGUUUUUUUAAUUUUAAUUUGAAAUUGCACAUUUUCAGAUUUAACCCCUUAAAGACACAACUUCUGGAAUAAAAGGGAAUCAUGACGGAAUAUUUCCAUCAUGUGUCAUUAAGGGGUUAACUUUAUUGUUUGUUUUUUUUGUUUUUGUUUUUUUAAUUCAAUGAAUAGCAUAUCAGCAGGUAGGCCAGGUCCUCCUCAAGUAUAAUCAUCAUGUGUACGCAGCGAUGUAUUUAUCAUGUCACUGGAAACUGGUAGGAGCUAAAUUCUGUGGCUGAACUCAGCAGUGUAUUGUGCAGGUUUUUAAAUUUAUUUAUCUUUCUUACUUUAAAGUUUUCGUGUCACUACUACUGAAACAGGAACACUUCUCUAAUAGUAUAUUAUGUAGAUUCAAUCUGGAUUUAAAUAUUGACCCCUUUCCGUCAGGAUACCUGUCAUCACAGUUUAUUUUUUAUUUUUUAUUUUUUUAUUGUAUUUGUUUAUUUUAAAGCCACAUGCAUUGUGUAAAAUCAUUAGCUGUAGAGAGCUUUAGAGAAGCUUCCUCUGACAGGCUGAGGCACCUCCUUUCCUGGGAUUAGGUAGUCCGGUCUAAGUGAGAAGCCACCAUGUGAAGUUUGUCUUUCUACUUGCAAAUCAGCUGCCAAAUGGGUCUCUUGUCCUAGUAAUUUGUGUUUUUAGGUUUUUACUUUGUGAUAUAAAUAUAUAUCUCUCUCUCAAAAAGUUUUUGGGGGCACACCCAGGACAUGCAUCUUGCAGGAAUGGUGGUGCUGUAGUGAUCAAAAUAUAUACAGAUUAAGGAACAGCGCACACAUAAAAAUACAUGUCAAAAUUUUAUAAGGCUACUUAAAAUCACCCAUCUCCGCAAACAAAUAUGAGGAUUCAGUUCCACCAUAUGGCCAUAUUGUGUUAAGCCCACCACUACUUCAUAGUACCCCAAUAUCGGUGGGUCCUUCACAGGGCCGGUGCAAGGAUUUUUGGGUACAUAGGCGAAGAUGCCUUUUUGGGGGGCUGCUGGGAGGUGUGCGGCUGUGGUAGAAUCAGAGGUGGCGAGGGAACUCGGAUCUCCCUGCUCUGCUCCCUCGCGGGCUGUCUACUGAUGCCGAGAGCCGGAAUAUGACGUCAUAUUCCGGCUCCCACUGCAUCAGCAAGGGAACAGGGAGAUUAGAGCUCCCUCACUGUCUCUGAUUCUACCACAGCCGCACGCCGGGGGGCCAUAACGUGGCCUAUUAGGAAGGAGUGCUUCACUCCUGCCGGUCACUAGAAUCUUGCGCCCUCAGAGCCACCUCAUGGACGUGCCGACUCUGGUCCUACACUAAUUCCAACAUGGGAGACAAAUUAAACUGUGCUAGUGAGAAAUAUUGACGUAUAAUACUCAUAAAUGUCUUAAUCUGCAAUAUAUUUUAUUAUAUAAAAUAACAUUUUGUAUAAAAAAACAAACAAAAAAACUUGUAUAUCACAAGUUACCAUUUUUCCAAUUUUUUUUACUUGCAUAAAUUAUAUAGAUAUUCUGCAAGCUUCCUAUUUAAGAAGGGUAUUAUAUAACUUCAGUCUCAAGGAUUUCUUCUUUCUUAUUCUUUGCAACCAAUCAUUAAACACACAUACACAGAGAAAGAUGUGCAUAUUAUUUUUUCUUUUUUUCUUUAGUGGAGUGAUUCGUUUCAAUGUACAUCAGGCACAGCAUGGUAAGCUGAAAAAAUUGUUUUUCAUUUUCAGCGUGGCAGUCUUGUGCGACGUUUUAUUAGGGAUGUAUUAAUAGUAUUUUUAUCCUCUAUUGAGUCUGUUGAAAUAACUAUCGGUUGAAAAACCUGCAGUGAAAAUUAUGAUGGUAUCGGGAUUAUUCACUAAAGGGAGAACUGUCAGGAAGUCAAGGUGAAUUUAAAAUUUAAGGCCAAUAUAACCAAUCUAAAAACAGAAUUGAGUAGGAGUAUGCUCACUAAGCUGUUAUUUGAGUAAGUGUUCAUAGUAUGUAAUAUUCUGCUCCCUGUGUCCACAGUGCUUCACAGUACGUGCGAUCGAGGGGGGCACUAUGAGAUACUAUAGUGCUAAGAAUCUAAUUUUGUAUUGUAGCACUAUAGUUUUUCUUUAAGUCAAAGGACACAUCCUGUCAGAGGAGAUACUAUUCCUGUUUCUCUUCCCCCACUAACUGUAUUCUCUUCUGGCCAUUGAUUGUCUCCACCUCCAGCAGGAUAUUUGAAGCUAGUUGUUGAGAGAUCUUGUGCAGACUAACAGGUACUAAGGCUCUUUGUUUAAUGGUCAACGCUUAGGACAGUGAUUGACGGGGAUGGUGACGUGAUGAUGAAGCUAUACUUUGUGUGUGCAGUGUUUCUUUAAACUGUUUCUUUAAACCUCACACACGUUCUAUUAUUAUACUUGUAUCAUUUUAAUUGUUGCUCAUUACAGUCAGUGAUUUCUCUUAGCUUUGUGUACCACCCAUUCUUACCAACUCUUGCUGCCUAUUUAUGUGUUCCGAAUCGCUUCUAAUGAUGGUCUAGUCCAGGGGUAGGCAACCUUUAGCAGCACUGUGCUGAAAUAGGAUUGUGAUGUCCCGUAGUGUGCCGGUCCUAUUUAUUUAUUUAGAGGUGUGUAUAUUGCCAUAUUCUGCUUGUUAUUUGUACAGCAGUUGCUUUGUAUCGUUGUAUUUGUCCGAAUAUGAGCUAUUAUAUUGUAUAUGUUCAUGAGUAGUUGGUGCUAUUGUGUAUGAUACCUAUGAAUGGGGGCUGAUUGUGGAAUUGUGUGGGUGGGUGGAUAUGUAACAUUGUGUGUUUGGUAGUGUGUGUAUGUGUGGGGCUGUUUGGGGUAUUGCAUGUGAGAGGCUGAAUGUGGGGUUGUGUGCAUGUGUUGUUAGUGGUGCUGAGUUUGUACGGAUUGUGUGUAUGUUUUCUUGUGGGCUGUUGGUAUUAUUUGUAUGAGGGGAGGGUUAUUCUGCAUUUCUGUGUAUAUCUAGCAGUGUGGGUGGCUUCCCUGGGUUCCAGUGGGGACCAGGCUGGCCAGGUACAGGUGAAGGACAGGAGCUGCAACAGCUCCCUAUCUGGAGAGCUGGCGUGGAUCUGUCCCUGGGGUGCAGUGGGGCUGCUGGAAGGCAUGCGGCUAUGGUAGAAUCAGAGGCAGCAAAGGAGCUCUGAUCUCCCUGCUCUGCUCCCUCAUAUUCCGGCUUCCGCAGCAUCAGCAAACUGCGCUGCCUCUGAUUCUACCACAGCUGCACGCCGUGCCAGGGGAUCCAGAAGGUGGCCUGGUAGGAGGGAGCACUUCCCUCCUGCCGGUCACUGGAAUCUUGCACCCCCAGAGCCAGUGGGCUCUAAGGCAGCCACCUGUGCCACCUUAUGGACGUGCUGGCCCCGGGAAGGGGGCUCUUUUUAAAGAGAUGUUUUGCUAUAAAUGUUCAAGGUGUGAAUGCCCAAUACAUUCUCUGCAGGAGGAAUAUUUGUAUUUGUUUUAACAGCACAACAGUGUGUCCUUGAAUUAUAAAUGAACAAUUUGCUGCACACUUUUUUUGUUUAUAUUUUAUUCCGCUGUUUAUAUAUUGUAGCAUUUUUGUUUUUGGUUUUUUUAGCACUGACUAGACAUUUGUGUCACAGUAUAUUUUAUGACUGAGUCGUAGGACAAAUUUGGUUCACAAUUAUCAUUUAUAUUGCACUAACCUAUUCUCUAGCGCAUCACAAUUAUAGAAAGGGAAUAAUAACGGUAAAGAGUUUUCUGCUCAAACGAUUUUACAAUCUAUGAACGUGCUCUCCUACCACACAUUUAUAGAAAAUCCGUCCUUUGGAAUUUGAAAUGUAUUUUGCAAUUUAUUGGAAUUAAUGCUCUUGGUUUUAUAAAGGGGUUUGUCGAUAAAUUUGUUUUCCCUGUGAAGACCACAUUGUUAUAAGUAUCUGAUUUAAAGUAGUUUUGUUUUAGCAAGUUUUUUUGGGGGGAGGAGGUAAUUGAAAACACACUAUAUGACAAGUUUUCUCUCAAUACUCCUGGCCUGUUUUGCGGCAGGCUAAUAUAGAUCUUAUAUAUUCUUCUCAUCCUCAAUCUCGUAGCAUUCUGUAAUGUUAUUAAAAAUCCCGAUUUGAGAAUAUGAGGCGAAUAUUUCACAUACUUCUAGUCCUCCUACGGGUAUAGGCAGAUAGCACCCAUCUGGGCCUUUUUAUUACAUUUUAAGAAACUUGAUCAUUCUAAAUAUAGUUGUUGGUUUUUUCUUUAUUCUAUUUACUAAGUUAUUUUUUUUUUAUGUAUCUGUUCAUAUAUUUGACAAUGCCGUACAAAAGGUAAAUUUAAAUUUUCAAUAAAUCUUGGCAUGUGGGAAUAAGCUGCACUGCUUCCACAAUUUGGAACCGUGGAAAAGGGUGUAUUUAAAAAAAAUAAAGACAAAAUGUAAUGUGUUUUUAGUAGGAAACACUUCUCACCAAAUGUAUUUAAACCCUUAAGGACCAAACUUCUUGAAUAAAAGGGAAUCAUGACAUGUCACACAUGUCAUAUGUCCUUAAGGGGUUAAGCCAUACUGACCAAUAAACAUUACUGGCAUACAUUAUUUGUAUGUAUUUGCCGUGUUAAAGCGAUAAGGGAUAUUUUGUAACUAGCUAGAGCUAUGUGAUUUUAAGUGGCUGUGUCACCUUUCCUAGAAACCAGAGUACGUCAUAAAGAUAAAAUCUUCAAGCAGUACUCAGAUUGACUGUGUUGGUAUUUCAACGCAGUCUAAAGCUAUACUAAGACAAAAUAAGGACUGAUCUGUCUUAUGUUUAUAAACAUAAUGGACUUUAGCCCUUUUUUAACCUAGACUACUAGGUAACUAUGUAACUACAUUCUCCCUGUGCGUAACAAAACUCGUCGAAAGGUUGAGCUACAUCUAUCAAAUUUUGCAGUUUCACUAGUAACGGCUCUGGGGGGAAAAGGCAUUGUCUAUGGAAGUUUCUGCAGGAUCCUCCAUAGACCUUAACACAGCACUGCCAUAGGCUCCUACACCAGAUGAUGGUGGUGGUGUCGGCUGUGAGGGACAGCUUCAGGUAAGUAAAACGUACUUUCCCCUGCACACUCAGGCCACCAAGCUGCAAGCUACGAUGUCACCAACAGCUGUCCUCAUAUUUUCACUUCUUUAAAAGAUAUUACAUUUAAUGAAAUGUAAUUCUAUAUUUUUUUAAAUGAUGUAUAUUAAUUGAUUCCCACACACACUUUUUUUUUAUCUGGCUGAGCAGCCAUGUUGUGUCUGAGUCUACUGUUAUCUGACCAAUUGCUUUUCAACCCAACUUCCCCGCUGCAGUGAUUGCUCUGUGUGAAAAUGUAGAAGCAGGCCCGUUAGGUUGAGCAGCAGUUGCUCAGAUAACAGUAGAGUCUGACCUAAAAUGGCUGCUCAGCCAGAUAAACAAAUAUACAUCAUAAUAAAAUAUAUAAUUAGGUUUCAUUACAUUUAAUAAAAAUUUUAAAAAAAAAAUAAAAGUGAAAAUGUGAUGACUGUUGUCCUUAAAAGGCACACUCCUGACCCCUUAAGCACUUUAUCUUGCUGAAAUGCAUAAAGGGUAAUCUCUUGUAGUGGUACAUUUCAUGAACAAUUACACUCCCAACCUAUUGACACCACCUCCUCUCCGUUAGCACCCCAUUUAAGAAAUGACUCAAGAUAGCAGGCUGGAGGGAAAGGCCAAUGCUGGUCACGUUAAUUUACAUCACCAGGCCAUCAAAAGCGUUCAACGGAGCAACCAUAAGAGAAAUAUAUAAACUUAACUUAAUUAAGUAGGGUGGCGGCACUGAGGGACCAACUACACUGCUUUGCCAACAAGAGGAUGUGGCUCAACCUUAUUCUGCAUCCAUAGUAUCCGCCCAAGCAUAUCUUUGGCGAAGCCAGCCUACCAAGGAACUGUGGCUGGGUGCCCCAGACCAGCCAAUGCCAGAGAGGGAGAAAAUCCCAGCCACCUUGCCACUGUCACACCAUCUCUGCAACUAAAUCCCAAGCCGUAUCCUCCUGGUCUAGAGGGAAGGCAAAGACAAUCCCACGCAAUAGGGUCAACUUAAUAUCCAGGCCAAAACAAACCAACAGGUUCAGCUUGUAGGGGUAAACUAACAAACGGGCUACUCCCAGUGGCAAAUUUGACUAAAAGGAAAACAGCAGAAAAGGGAAGGGAGGGAGAGCUUGAGAACUAUUUAGGAUCCACAGACUGAGAACAGGAAUGGUGAGUCUUCAUAUAUGUUAAAGGAAGUACCACAACAUGAAACAAUGUUGCAGUUCACACCUGGGGACAAACCCCCUUAAUUUAUCUCUUGGCACACUAUGGGUCUCAGCACUCACAUUGUGUCGUCAUUUUUUUUUUUCUCCUCCAUUUUACAAAUUGAAGAUUUUAAUACAAAUUGGCACAGUAUUAUUAUUAUUAUUAUUGCCAUUCCUAUAGCACCAACCGAUUCUGUAGUGCUUUACAAUAUUACAAGAGGGGGAGAUUUAACAGUAAACGAGACAAAUACAGAAACUUACAGGAACAAGCUUACAGUCUAGAGGAGAUUACACUAGAACAAGGUGGGAGCAAAGCAGAGCUGGAGGAGGGAGUGCUGCCUUUUAGGAGAGAACAAGGGACAAGUAUGUGAGGUAGAGGUUACUCUUGGAGACUAUAAGCUUUUCUAAAGAGAUGGGUUUUAAGGCACUUUUUAAGCGAUUGAAGACUAGGGUACAGUCAUGGUAGUAGGAAGGCUAUUCCAAAUGAAAGGAGCUGCCCACGAGAAGUCCUGCAGGCGUGAGUUGGCUGUACAGGUGUGAGCAGUGGGCAGAGGUUCUAAAUUAACCUUAUCAAUAAGAGAAACUGGUCCUGUUACUGGUUUGGUUAGCUCAGUGGAACUAAAGGCAGCAAUUGAGCUGCAUUGCAAAGUCUGUGAUUAGACAUUCACAGAAGUUCUGGGUGGGGUUAGAAGGGGAAGGCUUGCAAAGGCAGCAGACAAGAGAGCUGAAUCUGCAUUGCAGUGAACUCUUUUUUUCAAUAUUGCUACAUUAACCCAGAGCAUGCCUCAGUUUGGCUGUGCCCAAAAGGGUUAAUAUUUUGAACCAGUAACUUUCUCAUUAGUUUCUCCAGCACAGGGGGUUGGCUGCCCCUAUUUUUUUAUUCACAAUGAUUGAAAAUAGUUGGAGAAAAAGCUUGACCUCUACAACAUGCUGUAUCCUAUCUAUAUGAAAUAGUUCCUUGUUGGCAGGAUGGAGUUCACGCUUUGUUAGUGCAACUGCUAAGAAAUACUAGAACAACAGAAAUUAAUUAUUACACCCCCAUCCCAUACUGAUUUCAUGCACACGACUUUGGCAAGAACAGGAAUAUUAUUUUAGAAAACCUUCUUUCCAGAUGAUGAAUUGAUAUCGUAAACUAAAGUGACUGUUUUCCCUGCGUUUACAGUCCCAUGGUCUGGGUGUUAGAUUCAGGAAUGUCUUGAUUCCGCGAUAUGAGAUAAUUGCUCCAGUAAGACUGAUCUGUGCUGGUAACAGGACCAUAUAACUCACUGCACUGUAAUCUGUUGCAGACCUGUCUGUUGUGAAUGAAGCACAUUAAUCAAAGUAAUUGCUGUGAGCUAUUUUACAGACACAAAAGCUCAACACAUAACAUUGUUUGGCUAGAGGUACUAGUAACACAACUCUUUAACCAUGCUGGUCAGUGCCUGUGCUGAGCAUCUGUUCAGUAACAAAAGUAACCGCUUAGCAUGUCAUAACAUGCCUUGUAAACAUGCACAAAGACAAGAGCAUCUCUACAUUUUAGCAUCUCUACAUUAUACAUUUUACUACACUAAUAAUUUUAAAAACUCAAAAUAUGAAAAGAAUACCCCCUACAAGUUCCCUGUAGUGCAUUGUUUGCAUGGGUAGCUGCAACAGCUGUUGACCACUCCCUGAACAGGAAGAGGUUGUACCAAUCAGGAGCCUCUCAUUUUUUAUUUUUUUUCCUAUUCUAUGCAAUAAAUCACUGCCAGUUAGAUGCAUUCAUUGUUGUUCAGGGAGCAAGGACAUCAAAUGCGUUAAGACUGUGCAUUUUAAAAAGAACCUCUAGUGGCUGUCAGCCUGGUGUGAAUUUGGACUAAUGUAAACAUUGUUGUUACUCAGAAUUGCAAUGUUGUACAUUGUCCAAAAAAAUUGACCGCAUCUCUACAGCCAAACCACUUUAUUAACAAAUAUUGUUGCCUCAUUCAUUUAUCACUAAACCUAAAACCAUAUUAUACUUGACCUAAUGUCUUUUUUACUUUCUCAUAUAUGGAACCCUCCAGGCUGCCACAAAUAAGGGUGUCAAGCUCAGGGGCUUUAAAAAAAAAACAAAAAAAAAAACACUUUAUAUAUACAUGUAAUCCAGUACUGUAACUCAACGUGAACUAGAUGUGAACUAGAUCUAUUGAUAAAGCAGUAUAAUAUAAUUUGGAAACUGAAUUUAUGUAAAAUGUUUAAUGCAUUUUUUUUCUUCUUCUAGAAAAUCAUGCCGCUUGGAUAGGUCGAUUUCUAAUCUAUUUAUUGGUGGAGACAGAACAAAGCCAUGGCAGACCUCCUCACACCUACAGCCUCCAAACCGCCAGAUCUUUGUUCUGAGUGUGGACAACCUCACCACAUCAACGAGAACCACAUUUACAACUUCCAGGAUGAAGUGGACGAUGAACUGGUCUGCCACAUCUGUCUUCAACCCCUGCUGCAGCCUAUGGACACUCCUUGCGGUCACACCUACUGCUUCAGGUGCUUGAAAAACUUUUUGAAGGAGAAGGACUUUUGUCCAAUGGACCGCAAGAAGCUUUGCUUCCAGGAAUGCCAUAAGUCCAGCCUACUAGUCAGGAAUUUGUUGGACAAACUGACUGUGAUCUGUCCUCUUCUGGCAGAAUGUAAGCAUGUCAUGCAGCGCUGUGAACUGGAGCCUCACCUACGCAACAGGUACGUACACUCUUCAUCUUGUCCACAAAACAAUGCUGAGAUUAUCUGAGAAUGUAAAGUAGAAAUCCAUUUUUUGUAAAAAAAAAUUUUUAAAUAAAUGUGGCCUAAAGUGGUGAUCAGAAACUAUAUAAUUGGGUCAUUGAAGAGGCCAGGCUAAUUUAAUGAGCAUUCGUUGACAACCUUCCAUUAUCAAUAGUAUUACCUCCUUUGCUUACAAAGUGUUUUUGGGAGUUUAGUGGCCGUGGGGUGCAGUGGAAAGUAGGUUUACUUGCCUGAAGCUGCCCCUUGCCCUCAGUAAUCUUCUUCCUAAUGGACCCUCUUCAGUUAUUGGUACUAAAUCUGCCAGGAUCAGUCAUAUGUGAGAGUGCAACACUGAGAUCUGUGGAAGAGACUGCGGGAACCUCCACAGAUCACACCUCGCGGUUAGUGAGAUGGUGACUAAAUCACACAGUGGUUGCUCUGAUAUCUGCUGGAAUUGGACAAAAGUUGACUUUCGAGGACUGCCUUUUGUUAACCUCUGGCUAGUCCCUACUUUGUUUUGUUUUAUGGGAUCUUUGGGUUGGGUUGGAAUUUCAGUGAAAUUCCGUAAUGUUAACUUUCACUUACCGAUUUCUCUUCUUCCACCUCUCAGCACCCCGAUAAUAUGAUAUAGUGAACUUUCAACGUUUUCCUCUGCACUGAGCAUUUACUACUGAAAAUUACAGCUAGCUCUUGCUUGAAGUUUAAUGUUGGCUUGUGUAAUAUUGACUCUCACCGAAAUUUGUAUUUAAAAACUGUUUGGGAAGGUAAAGGUGCUGCCAGAUGAAUCCGUCUUUGCCUAGUUUACUGAUUAUAUUUACAUUAGAUAAUUCAGUUCAAAUAUAGGGUGUGGUACAUUAAAUAGCUUAAUGUGCCUUCCUGUGGAGAUGUGGUUUCGGUGAUCAGUAAACUCUCUACAGCGUGGUUUGCCAGCUGCACCUACAACUCCCGCCAUUCUCAGUCAGCUUCCAGCUAAAAGGUGUGAACCCGUCAGCACCUGGGUUCUUUAGUUUAAUUUGCAGCCACCUACUCAUGACUUGGUGCUCGUUUAGUGGGUGUUUUUUCUAUGUUUCUACUACUUUAAUGUUGCUGAAAGCCCAGCUUUGCUAAUAUUUUUAUUAAAAUACUGUCAUUUUAUUUAAUUGUGGUCUAUUUGAAUUCAGCUCCUUAGGUGCUUGCUGUGUAGUGGCAAAGCUGUCUGUCUGUAUGUUCUGUGUUUACUUCAAUCACUGCCUUGUUGGCAGAUCUUCAAAGUGGGCAAAGUUCUGCUUUUCCUCUUUAACAAUGCAUUGAUAAGAGAACGUCUGAGGAAUUUUUACUCCGCAAUUAUAAAGGUGUGACCAGGUCGUUCUGCAUAAUAUACUGCAGGUUUUAUUUAAAGCUGGAAAUGGCUAAAUUCUUGUACUUGGAUUGAAAAUGUGUCUGAAAAACAUAGAGUGCAAAGAGUUGUUUCAAUAAUUCAGACAUUUUAAGCGUAAAGCGUAGUGCCUCAGGGCUCUGGCUUGGGUCUACUUCCCUGUGAGUUUGGUAAUAAAUUUUCUUUGUAGUUGCAAGAGAUAAAAUAUAGUUAAAUGCAUAGAGAUUUAUUUAGAUUUUCAUAAACUUAAAUCUUGGCUUAAAAGAGGCAGAAAUGAUUCACCCCACACAAGUGCAAGAGACGGUUAUUAUAUUUUAUUUGUACAGCAUCAGAAUUUUCCACCGCAACUUUACAAUUAUGCACACGAGGUCUGAUGAAGGUCCUGUUCAAACAAGCUUCUUAUCUAGGAUAUUAAUGGUACAGAGAUCUUGUCAUUCAAAAAGUGCUAUGACGAAUGGAAAGAAACAGUUUUUUACCUCUUUAUUAGUCAAGACUUUACCAAAAACCCAGUUUGAGUGUCUUGCAGGACAGUUUUGGACUUCAGAAACAUCUGGGUGGGGGAGAUGUUUUAAAUGUAUUUCUUAUAAUACCUUUUUCUAGUCCAACUCUAUUACUUGAUAAAUGAUCUCAGCAUCUCUGUAUUUGGUUCCUGUAUUUGUUGCUAAUAUGCCUUUUAUUGAGUCAAGCCUGGCCCCUAAAUGCCUAGUUACAUUGGUCAUAGGUAAAAUCCCUACCUCUGCAAGACUUAAAACACUGUGCAUGCAUACUCGUACAACCAUGACCAGUUCAAACGACCUUUAAGUGACAGCAGCUGUAAAACUGCCUUCUCCACUGGUUCAUCUAUCCCUGCAAACAGGGACCAGCUAUCCGCUUCUCUAUUGCGAUAUUCUGUUAUCCUAGUAUUUUUCAAAUAUUUAUAACACUUAUUUGCCCUUUGCUCCAGUGCUGAUUUUCACUAUGCAGGAAAACAAUAUUCCCUGCUUCAUCCCGUCUUGCCUGUAUUCCUUAUUUCAUUAUAGGUUAUAGAUUUGUGGUGUUGGCCAAAUUACUUUACCUACUGUGAUGGUCAACUUUGAUGCUUAUUGACUUGACUUCAGUUGUAUAUCUUAGGUGACCUCACAGCUCACCAGCUUACAUAUUACUACGGUACUUUGAUUCCCUACGGUCUGAUUAUUUGUAUGGGUUUUUUUUAGUUUUGUUUUUUUUUAAGAAAAAUGUAAAUGGUUAAGAGAGGAGCUAACAAAAUCUAACUUUUCUUUUGCCAUUUAUUUUAAGGAUAUUUUAGAUUAAUUCUGAAUUAAAGGGACACUAUAGUCACCAGAACUACAGCUUAUUGAAUUUGUUCUGGUGAGUAGAAUCAUUACUUUCAGGCUUUUUGCUGUAAGCUCUGUCUUUUCAGAGAAAAUGCAGUGUUUACAUUACAGCCUAGUGAUAACUUCACUGGCCACUCCUCAGAUGGCUGUUAGAGAUCCUUCCUGGGUCAUGGCUGCCUAAAAUGCAUCCAAACAUUCAGUGUCUCCACCCUCUGCAUGCAGACACUGAACUUUCUUCAUAGAGAUUAAUUGAUUCAAUUCAUCUCUAUGAAGAGAUGCUGAAUGACCAGGGCUGUGUUUGAAUCAUUCUGGCUCUGCCCCUGAUCUGCCUCUUUGUCAGUCCCAGCCAAUCCUAUGGUGAAGCAUUGUGAUUGGAUCAGGCUACCACUUCUGAUGAUGUCAGCAGACUGUUCGUUUUUCUGAGUCUAACAGCAUGCAGAGUUACAGCUUCAGGCUUAAAUACAGUAAGAUUUUUACUAUAGUUAUGGAGGCAUGAGGGGCCCAGGGGGGCUAGAUGGUGGUUUUAACCUUAUAGGGUCAGGAAUACAUGUUUGUGUUCCUGACCCUAUAGUGAUCCUUUUAACAUGUAUCCUUACAAUUUUUAUUUAAAGCAUUUAAACCUGUUUGUCCCACUUAUGACAAAUUGCUGAAGUGAAAAGGACCUAGAGAGAAAUGAGCCAACAGACAUUUCAAACAAAGCUUUGAUGCGGGUUUUAUACUCCAGAAUCCAACCUAGUUAUGAUGUAUUCUACUUAACUGUUGUGUUGCAUUAUCGUACAUAUUUUGUAGGGCUACAUUUACAAGGAAUACUUCAGAAAGAUAGUCACUUUGCACCGUGGCAUUUAUACACGCUACUGGUUAAUAAUUGCAUAGUCCAGAUUUGCUUACCAGUCUGUAAAUAUAACACUGUGUUUCAGGUCUAACCAUGUGUUUGCCACAUGAUGCAGGUUGAACUUGAACCCUCUGGGUAGAAUACAGAGUACAUCUAACAUAUUGUAAUGAAUUCCUUUGGUCUCUCCAGUGGCAAUCUGUGUGUACUGCACUAAACCAGCACAGAUCAUUUAUUCAAUAUAUUAUAAAUAUUCAUAAAAGGGGUACAUUUUGGAAAGGCCACCCUUUUUUUUUUAUUUUUUUUAAUUUUGUGAUAGUUUUUACUUUUAUUUACAGUGAAAUUGAUGUUUAAAAGAUAUAUGACCAAGAGGUGUGCACUUUUGUGAAGCCUUUGGACUGAGGUCCUUUGAAAUGAUCAGACUGUGUAUCAGGCUACUGAAUUAAUUUAGAAUUUAAACAAAGGGCAAAAUACCAUGUAAAUGUCAAACGUUGCUUGAAAAGUAUAUCUGAAAACCAUAGGUCCCAGAAAAGUGUGUGGGUUUUUUCUUGUUUUUGUUUUUUUUUUUUGGUCAUAGAACUUUGGUCAUAAAAUAAUACCAGGAACUCCUUAAACUCUCUUGUAAGCUGAACUGAGAAAGACCGGAUUUCCUUUUCAGUGGUUCUGUAUAUGCUGUAGACUUAUAGCACAUGCAUUAUUUGUAUGCUUGGAGGAACAGUGGAGACGCACAUCACCUCUCUCCGUAGCCCAUCUCGUAGGAUAUUGGUAAUGGAAGAGGGUAAGAAUUAAGGAUAAUGGCCACAAAAAGCAAAUGUGUUUUUAUUGCUUAGUGUGAUGUCCCCAUGAUGCAGGGGAUCUGACAGGCAAAUCACUUAAUGUAUGUAUUGCCUUUAUUUUUACCUGAAAGAGUGGUUUAAAAUUGGUAUAAAACACAUUUAGUAAAAUGGGUCCGCAAGAUAUAGCAUUUAAAAUGGAACUAAGACUUACAUGCUCUUUACUUGUCCUACAUUGUAAUUUAAAGGAUGAUCGCUUUGCGUCUAUUGUAGGUGCGUUGGCUUCAAGAAAUACAGAGCAGAGACAGAAAGAAAGCGGAACCCACUCUCCAUGGGGAAGGAACAUCAGGAUGCACAAACGCAGAUGCCCCAAGCAAGUGGAGUCUCCGAUAUUUUAGCUGAAUCUUCUAUGGCUGCUAUUGUAGCUCUUGGAACGUCUGAGCCUGGUCUGGUGAAUCCAGCAUUCGAUGAGCAGGAUGAUGGUGAGAAUUCUGAAACUAUUUUAUUUAUUAUUCAGGGGCAUUAGUGCAGAGUACUCGUAUGUCUGUCUACAUGGCUCAAUAUUUAUUUAUUUUUUAAAUCUUUGAUUAUAGAUCAUCCUCAGAGGACAAGUCUGGUAGCAGAAACAAACACCAUUGAAAUACGUCGAAAUGACCCUGAGGAUGAGCUUGGGAUGCGGAUUGUGGGUGGUCGGGACACACCUCUUGGGAACAUUGUAGUUCAAGAAGUUCUGAAAGACUCACUGGUGGCCACAGAUGGCAAACUGACACCUGGAGACCACAUCCUGGAAGUAAGUAACAUUAACCAAUAAUAUUGUAUAUGAUGAUUUGGUCUGACAGUGUCUACAGGGGACACCGUUUUAUCCACUUGCACAUUUUCAUCCUGACAUGGGAUCUUUGCAAUUAGUUAUAGAAAUUGUUUAUCGAAAUUGCAUCUCACAUUUGGGUGUAACACCUCUUGAUCAAUGCCUCCAGGCACCAACAAGAUGCAAUUGGAAAUCUGUCUGUCACCAAACAAUAAUGAAAUUCACACCUACGGAAAGUUGUGUACUAAGUUGUUUAUCCACAUGAAACAGUUUUUUUUUUUUUUUAAAUUGAAAUGUUUUUUUAAAGAAAAGGGAAAACCACUUUCCAUGCCACUGUGCAAAGUCUAACUGACUUUAACAUGUUUCAUUUUUUUGUUUUGUCUUUUUGUACCAUAAUUUGUUUCCACUUUCGGCACAUCUGUGUUCAGUCAGUGCAGCGAUCCUUGUGUACUUCAGUUAUUCACUAGACCUCUUCUCAGCCUGCACUCUGCACGUCAGACUGGUCCAUGAUGGAACUCUCUAUCUCUGAAUCCUUCACUUUCACAGUUAAGCUAAACUCACAGAUCCUAGCAUUUCACGUGUGGAACAUAACCCUUGCUCACGGUGCCUAGAGAGAUAUCAGCUAUGCCUCACUGAUGAUGCCUAACAAGGCUGAAACGAUCGUCUGAGGUUGCUGUGUCUCUCUUGCAGAGGGCAGGCUAUAUCAGUUGCUGUCCGUUCUCAGAAUACUCUUGCAACCCGUUUCUUUUGCUCUGGAAUAUAACCACUUUUGUUUGGUCCAUAAAAUAAUUCUAAAUGUUACCAAUUUGAAACACACAUAAGCCUAGCAAGUGCAGUUCAUUGUUUUGCAGUGUUAAGAUAUGUUGUGCCCUUUCUUAUACAUAGAUAUCUAUUGCUAGCCGUGCCUCCUUGGCACACACAGCAACAGCUUGACACAACCUUUACGCCCAACUUCAGCCAAUCACUAUCUCAUUUUCCUUGCUGCUACGUAUUGAGGGCUUGCAGCAGAAGCAAUGAGUGGGCAGGAAUACUCAAAAAUGAUUGCAACAGCACAAUCCAUUUUUCUUUUCCUCUCUGUAGAAUAUCUUUAAUUUAUAAGUGCUUGUAUUGCCUCUCUAUGGUAAUAUAGACAUUUUCUUGACAUUGUUUUUUUGAGGGAAAAAAGAGAGAAAUUAUUACAAACCAUUAGUAUUUUGAAAAUAUGCAUGCAAAGUCAAAUGAUUGCGCUGUGUAUGCUUUUUAUAAUUCUGUAAGAUGUUGGCCAUGCCUCCCAAGUGUCUGUAUUUGUCAAUAACUGUCCCUAUUUUGGGCCAAAAUUUACAAAUGUGUUUAGAAAUCAGUCUGGUAAUUAAGAUACAUUGUUCUUGUUUUAAAUUACAUUUUAGUAGCAUACAUUUUUAUUAGUAAGUCACCUAAAAAACUUCAGAACAGCCCAGCCCUUGCCACCCCUAAAAUGUUCCUCUUUGUCCAUAUGAAAUGUUGGGAGGUAUAAUGUUUGCUUAAUAUACAGAUAUAAUUCAAGAACAAGGUUUCUGUUGUGACGAGUCAUUAAUCUUAAGUUAAGAGUUUACAGAGCCACAUGGUUUUCGUAAAUAGGACACUUGAGUUAAUGCUUUACAAACUACCGUUUUGUUAGUUUAUACAGAAAUUUUCCAAAGCUGGUAGCUGUUUCUUUAGGUUUUUACCUGCUAUGUAACGGAAAACGGUCAUAAUUUGUUAUGUAAAUUAACAGCUUGCACUUAUUGUACUCCUCUGUGCUGUUUUGCAAUGCAUGCAUGUAAAUGCCCAAUUUCUAUGUAUUUGCUAUCUUACCCAUGCUCCAAGGACAGCCAUAUUUAAAGCCAUCUUUGGUCAGAAGCACAUCUAAUCCAACACUAAAACUGUGACGUUAGUCAAGAGCUAGCAUGCGUUCAUGAAUCCAGGCAUCAUGCACAAGUGCACUGUCUGAAAGUUUUAGACUUUCAAACUUUGUUUUAGCAGAUAACUGGUGCUUUUGACCAAAGAGGGUUAAAAAUGGCUGCCCCCACUGAGUAAAUGCAAGCCAGCAUGUAAAGUGGGACCGGUCAGCCUGCCAUGGGAGCGUUAGUUUCACAGAUGCUUUGGCUAGCCCAACUCAGGACAGACCAUGUGUAUAGCAAUCUUGGUACCCUCCGGUUAUUCUGCAUACCAUGCCACAUAAGGAAGACCUCAAUUUCAAGACACCCAUUUCUUUUGAUCUUCUUUUUAGGUCAAUGGAAUGAACAUCAGCAACGUGUCUCAUAGUCAAGCCAUUGCCCUGCUUCGCCAACCCUGUGCUGCCCUGUACCUCACAGUACUCCAGGAGAAAGGUUUCUCUCAGAGAUCUUUACAUUCAGAGAGCAGCAACUCUUCCAGUGCCAACAAGGAAGUAAUCCAUGUCACACUAAUGAAGAGAGAUCGCACUGAGCCACUUGGCAUCAAGCUGGUCAGGAAGACAGAGGAAACUGGAGUCUUUGUUCUCGAUCUGUUAGACGGUGGCCUGGCUGCAAAGGAUGGCAAGUUAAAGUGUAACGACAGGGUUCUGUCCAUCAACGGGCAGGAUCUGAGGCAAGGAACACCUGAAACAGCCGCACAGAUUAUCCAGGUAAUAACCUCUCUGAAUCACAAGCAGCAGUGAGACUCUCAACCACUGAUAUCUCUCAAUGAAUUGUGACAUACAAGUCUGUAAAUCUAAAUGGUAAUAUGCAUCAACGAACAGUCAUAACAAGUACAAAUUAGGGUUGAUGAGGGUACUUUAUAGGAGACUUUUAAAGGAGUAUUCUGUGGUUUCAUUUAAAUAUAUUGUUAAUCUUACAGGAUUUUCACUAAAGUGUAAAUUCAAAGUGAAUUUCAAAUUUGAUGCCAAAUUAUUGAACUGGAAGCAUAGUUGACUUAGAGAAUUUUUGCAGUUCAGCUCUUGUGACCUUAAAUAUUCACUUUGAAUUCUCACUUUUGUGAAUAACCCUGUAAGUGUGUUGCUAUAUAGUCGUAGAAUCGAGUCUUUUAUUUUUUUACAAAAUUUUAAAGUCAUUAAAUGCACCUUUUAUUCCAGUGUUGAUAUGGAUUUGUUUCAGCUGCUCAACCUUUCGUGAAGUCAUGAGGAUUGCUGACUGUUGCCAUUCUCUAUGAGAUGGAUUGGGGACCUGUGGUGCAUUAAAAUAUAUUAUUAUAUCAUGUCUUCACUGAAAUGACCGUAUCCUGAAUUCUGUUUUACAAACGGUUUGUUUUUGGUUUAGAUGAGUGAAGCUCGAGUGAACUUUGUGGUCCUCAGGCAGGUUGCAGCUCAAGCCAUGGAUAUAAGUGAAGAGGGGACUUCUUCUGGUAAUAGCAGCAGCAGCAGCAGUGGUGGGAGCCCUGUACUUCCACGCAAGAGGCCAAAUCAGCGUCCAUAUAGAAGAAAAUCCACAAACCAAAAAGUAAAAACAUUAAAAAUAAUACUGGUUUGUUUUGGGGUUACUUUAUUUUUCCGGUAAAGUGUAAAGUUAAAAAUUACUAUAAAGUUUCGGUAAAACGUAAUCAGAUCAUUAAAAAAAAAAAAAUUUUGUUUUGCAAAUUUUUACUAGUUUAGAAGUUUAGAUUUUUUUUUUUUUAUACAACUAACUUGUAAUUGCAUUAAACCGCCUGCACUCUGCGAUUUUGAAUAUAAACGAAUGUAAUUAAAGGGACACUAUAGUUACCCAGACCACUUCAGCUCAAUGAAGUGGUCUGGGUGCCAAGCAUUGAGAAAUGCUUUCCUAUGGACACUGAAUGCGUGCGCGGCACUUGUCGCGCAUUCAGCUCCGCUAACGUCGGCAGGGGAGGAGAGGUCACCAGCGCCGAGGGAGCCCGGCGAUGGAUUAAGGUAAGUGGCUGAAGGGGUUUUAACCCCUUCAGCACCACGGUAGGGAGACCCUGAGGGUCGCUUUGUUUUCUUGAUAUUAUAGUGAUCAUUUAAAUGAACCAUGUGUUUACCAAAGUAACAAAUGCCCAGUUACCUGUUCUGUGACUUUUGCACCAGGACAAAAAUCUAUUUCAGUUCUUAUCCACCCAGUUGCUGACCCUUGGUUACUUGUUCCGUGGAAUAGCAUUACCUGUUCGUUAACCAUUUUGUCGGAAACCCCGUGGUAGAUGAGGAUUGUGGGAGAUCAGGAUCUGCAACAACUGAAGAGCUACCUGAUAUAGUACAACAUGAACAUCAUUAACAGAACUUUGUUAAUGAGUAAAAUAAUGAAACAUCUUGUUAACUUCUUUAAACGCGUUUGAAACUCAAAUAAGCGCAAACAUUAAAAUGUAGAAUGGAUGAGCUACAGAACUGGGAUAACCUAAGGUAUUUUAUAUACAUCCAUGCCAAAGCACUUUAAAAGCUAAACCAUGGCAUCCAGUAAAAGAAUUAUUGUCAAAACAUGAAUUGUUUCACAAUCCUGGAAGCUGUUUUAAUUUCAGUCAUUAAGCUCUUUGUUAAAUGUUGUUCUUUUCAAAGCAGGACAUGCCUCAGACUCUCUAUGGCGUAGAGAAGGUUGUUACGGUAAAGAAAGAGCCAAGGGAAUCUCUUGGAAUAACCAUAGGAGGUGGACGGGAUCAUAAAAACAAGCUUCCCAUCUUUGUGUCCAGUAUUCAGCCAGUUGGAUGUUUGUACAGAGAUGGCAGAAUCCGCAGAGGUAACAAUCUGAAACAUGGCCUAAUCCUAUUCUAAUUUGCUAAGUUUUGCGCAGUGGUAUUAUGUGGGGUUUUUUUUUCAGGUUUUGAGACAGAAUCUCAGAAGUCUAUGUCCCAUUAGUUUUGCAAACAAUAUGGUAAAUUGCAGUACAAUAUAAUCAGAGGGAUCAAUGUAUGUAUAUAAUAUCCAAAUCUUAAUCUUGAUUCUGCUGAAAAACUACUGGUAGUUGGAUGUAUGGAAAUUGUAAGGAGAGAUACCUGGAAAAUAUUGAUAUAUUAACUCUAAAGUAGAACACUGCAUAGAAUAUGGUAGUAAAUUGGUUCUGUAACCGCAGCUGGUUCCCUUAUUUACCACUAUAACAUCUUAAAGCAUAGAACUUAUUAGGGCUAACCAUACAGAUUUCUUAGCCAUAAUUUUAUAUAGUUAGUGUAAGAGAUCCUCUAUUUAACAUAUAUAAAUAAUUGAGAAUACAAUAUAAAAUAAGGAUUGUCUUGGAAGCAGGAACGUUUUGUCUUUUUGAUAUUUAUUAUAUAAACGUAGACAUGAAAUCCAUUACAAUAAUUUAUAGCAGAGUUUAUAAGAUUAAACUAAAUGUUUGCAAAUAUCAUUAAUAGGUUAAAGGACCACUAUAGUGCCAGGAAAACAUACUCGUUUUCCUGGCACUAUAGUGCCCUGAGGGUGCCCCCACCCUCAGGGACCCCCUCCCGCCCGGCUCUGGAAGGGGGAAAGGGGUAAAAACUUACCUUUUUCCAGCGGAGAGCCUCCUCCUCUCCUCCGUUGCCCGCCGGCUGAAUGCGCACGCGCGGCAAGAGCUGCGCGCGCAUUCAGCCGGUCAUAGGAAAGCAUUUACAAUGCUUUCCUAUGGACGCUGGCGUGCUCUCACUGUGAAAAUCACAGUGAGAAGCACGCAAGCGCCUCUAGUGGCUGUCAAUGAGACAGCCACUAGAGGAUUAGGGGGAAGGCUUAACCCAUUCAUAAUUAUAGCAGUUUCUCUGAAACUGCUAUAAUUAUGAAAAAAUGGGUUAACCCUAGAAGGACCUGGCACCCAGACCACUUCAUUAAGCUGAAGUGGUCUGGGUGCCUAGAGUGGUCCUUUAACAUACGCUUCUGAUCAUGUCAGCCUCUGUCAUUUUAAGAUGGAGCAGCGUCUGUCUCCAAGUCUCUCCUCUGUUUCUUAACAUUUAAAAAUACACAUAUUUAUACCUUAGGUGUCUCCAUUCUAGGGUUACCGUAGUUCAAAUAUGAAAAAGUAACACUUCUUUUACUUUAUUCAUCUUAGGACCUCCCUUAACUUGGCAAAAAUACAAGUCAAUAACUAAAGGGUGUAUACGUCAUGGAAAUAAUAUGCACUGAGGUUAUUGCUUAAAGAAACAUCUAUAAAAAACAAUAUGUUCCAUUUCUAACACCUUGUCAAUUUGCAAUAUCUCUUAAAGUACACAGUUUAAGAAAUACAACAUUUCAUUCUAAAACUUGUAAUAUUUGCUUUUGCUCAUAACAGUUCUAUCUGCAUAUUUUUGUCUAAAGCUCUUUGGAACAUAACUUUACAAACCAUCCUUCCCCUCUGUGGUCAUAAAUAAGUGCCCUGCAAAUCCAGUCAUACACAUUUGUCCAAAGUGUAUGAGUUUAUUGCGUUUUUGUGAAUGACAGAGAAAGUGUAAAUCUAGUUUUUAAAAACAAUUUGGUCAUGGCUGAAUCUGCUUCAGUUAGAGAUAAAGAAUGCAUUGUGAUUUAUGUGUGUACCAUGCCGAAGAUCACAUGUGCUUUCACCAAGAUGACUAAACAUCACACUGCACAGGAAGUGCAUAACUUCAAAGCUUCUCACAAUAGUUCCACCAGUCAUGUUUGUAGUUUUACUCCAAAUCCUGACACAUGAAUAACAUUAUACAAAUAUAUUCGGGGCCAGUACAAACCAUUAUCUGGAAAUCUAUUCAUAAACAGGGCUAUACAUAGGACACAAGGUCAUGCAUUUAGGCUGGAAGAAAGAUUUCAUCUAAGGCAAAGAAAAGGUUUUGUUUUUACAGUAAAAGCAAUAAGGAUAUGGAAUUCUCUGCCUGAAGAGGUGGCUUUAUCAGAGUCCAUACAGAUGUUUAAACUGCAAUUGGAUAAACACUUCCAAAAACAUAACAUACAGGGAUAUAAUUUCUAAUUAGUGGGGUAAUAGCUGCUCGAUCCAAGGAGACAUCGGACUGCCAUUCUGGGGUCAAGAAGGAAUUUGUUCCUAGUUCGUUGCAAAAUUGUAAGUGCCUCAGACUGGGUUUUUUGCCUUCUUUUGGAUCAACAGCAACAACAUUUGUGAGGAAGGCUGAACUUGAUGGACGCGAGUCUCUUUUCAGCUAUAUAACUAUGAAUUGCACCAGUAGGACUAAAAUAGGUAAAAUUUAUUUUCAUUAGCACAGUGUACAAAAAGGAUAGUAGGACUCACUGCAAAGCUGGACCUUGUCAUGUUGCCAGGGCAGACUUCUUGUUAAUAUCUACUUAAUGCAAAUGUUUCGUUUCAGUCUGUCAUUGUGAACAUAACAAUAUAAUAUAUUUGUAUAGGGGACGUGCUCCUGAGCAUUAAUGGGACUGACCUUACAUCACUGGGCUAUUUGGAAGCAGUGUCUGUACUGAAGUCCAAUGCAGCUUCUCAUACAGUUGUUCUGAAAACUCUGGAGUUUGCGCUGGGAGAAAAGCCAAACGAGGUGAUAGAGGGAACUGCUGAAAUACCAAGAGAACGUGGGGGGAUGUGGUCUCCACUUUGGGUAUCGUGGCUUUCUUUACCCAGGUGAGUGUUAAGCCAGUUUUUAUUCCAUUUUUUUUUUUUUUUUUGCUGAACAGAUAUUCUUUAAUGUUUGUUGAAUAUUCAACUUGCAACAGACUAAAUAUUUAUCCAAUCAAUACCUACAUAAUGACAUUGAUGCCUUGUUCAUUACGAUGUAUGGGAUACUGGCAGGAUAAACCUGGAAAAAUUAUAAUGUAAUGAAUCUGUGGCUUAAUGCAUUGAAAAGUAAUGAUUAUUAUCAAUCUAUUAUUUCUAGACAUGAAAGUCUUUUUACGUGUGCAGUUUCUUGUGACUUCAUCUGUGUAAUAGGAUAUAAGUGAGCUUGAUGGUUACCCAGUUGACAAAAGUUAAUCACUGAACUAUUUUCACAACCGUUUGGGACCUGCUUAGAUUAAUGGUAUAAAAUGCACAGAAUUUCAUGCAAAUAUAAUUUUUAAUAUCUACUUAUUUUUCCCCAUUAUGUGUGGUUAUCUGACUAGCCUUCACCUGUGUGUGUUAUGAAACAUUUCAUUUCUGUUCCAUUCCAUAGCACUCUCCACUGGUGUCGGCAUAUUUCUUUACGGAAGAGCACGUUUGAAAGCUGGGGAUUCAGCAUCGUUGGAGGUUACGAGGAGACCAAAGGCAAUCAGCCAUUCUUCAUUAAAACAAUAGUGCCGGCCACACCAGCUUUUUUUGAUGGACGCUUGAAGUAAGUUGGUCAUCGAGCUGCACCAAAAACCAUAUCCAUAAAUAGACAAACCAACCUGCAAAAACUCUUUGCCACAUCUUACAUUAGAUCCAUUCUAUUUCAGAAAAUAAGUGUAAUGCUUUUUCCUGAUCACACCAUGGCAGCAUAGACUAAUGAUUAGGUACUCCCCUUUGCCAAAAUAAAACCAAGAAAUAACUUUUUUGAAAUUAGGUCUACCUGCUCUUUUUGUGCUCUGUAGCAAUUGGGAAGAAGCCUGUUUUAACAAGCCACUUUAUCUAUUCCUCCUAUUGUGUUUAUAGCUUGGGUAUUACCCAUCAGUCAGUACUGCAUGUUUUGAUCAGGAAAAUCCAAAUCAAAUUCCUUCCAUCCUUAAUGUAAUUUCCAUUUCUUAAUCACUGUAGCAUCAUUAUAUUCUCCCUCUUCUUCUGUUCGUGGUUUUUGAGGCUAAUUUUAAAGUGACACUGUCCCCCCACCCCCCUUCGAAAAAUUUGUAUUUCAUAAAGAUAGAAUAUUUAUGAAAUACGUAUUUACAUUUUGUUAGAAUUUCACAGAAAUUCCAAUCCAGACAAUAGAUAUACUGAGACAUUUCUCUGCAUAUUUCAUCUGCCUGACACAAAUGUCAGUCCCCUCCAGUCGUCACCAGUGAAGGCUGCAUGAAAUUGUCUCUGCCUAUGGAAGAUCCCGCGGAGGAAGAUGGCCGUGCCUGUGAGGGACAGGUUCAGUUUAGUAGAAUUCCCCUUUACCUGCCCCCUCCUCCUGGCUACUGGACUCCCAGCUGUGAUGUCACUGUCACAACAGUGACAGUGGUGAUUUAAAAUGUUUGUGUCUUGGAGAUAACCUUUAGUCAAUGUAGCCUUGGUGAUUGAUAAGGAAAUUAGAAUUACAGUAAGUAUGGAAACCAUUUUCUCAUUGAUAAAUUUUGCUAUUUUUCUGAUUUCAUUUUGCUGGAAAUUAUUUUUAAUUUUUUUUUUUUUAUUGUAUAUUUGUGGGCCUGACAUAAUAUUAGAACUGUGGAUAUGCUCAUUGCACGGCUUUAGAAAUCUAAAUAAAUAUAAGAAGCAUUUUAUCUUACAAACAUAUCUAAAUUAAAGUGUUGGUCCUCAGACACUUUUCUGAAGGCACAUUCUUAAAUUUAGUGUUUGACUUACUUUCUUCAAAGUUUUUCAUCAAUACAACUAUUCUUGUGUAUAGCCAACAAUAGAUGCAAUGUAGAGAGAGAACCAAUCUGUGUAGUGCAUGAAGUCACAAAAUAAUGAAAACAAUCCAAUGUAUAUGUCAACCUGGACGAGGUGUUGAGGUACAGUUGUGAGAGAUCUGUAUUCACUUUUACCUUUAAUCUUACCUUGCUAAUCCUAAUUUUAAUUUUUGUAUCUUGCAUUCAGGUGUGGCGAUGAGAUUGUUGAAGUAAAUGGUGUGUCGGCAGCAGGAAUGAGUAACUCACAGCUGAUCCCCAUGUUGAAAGAACAGAAGAAUAGGGUCACUUUAACCGUGGUAUCGUGGCCUGGGAGUUUAGUCUGAAAAUGCCAAAGUCCAUACCAUUGAACUUUAUUGAGCCCAAUGCAAAAUGUACUGGAAAUGCAAAGUUUUUUCCUUCUUCUGCCCUGUGCCUUUAGAACAUCCCAGGAACCUGAACAAUGAAUGAUUGUUGUAAGCUAAUCUGAAAACUACUGACAUUAUGGAUUGUAGGAGCAUGUUGUUCACCAGCAUCUUUUAAUUGGGGGGAGGAACUAGAUGCAUUUUCAUUAAGGGUUGAAAUCUUUGCCUACUGUGUGUUUUGAUAGUUUAGUCUCUAAAGCGUAAUUUGUAGUUGCAGUGAUUGUGCCACAAUGUAAUAUAUCCAAGGAAAAUUGUCAAACAUUAAUUUUACAGAUCCAUUGUUUUAUGGGUAUCGGCAAGAUAUUUAUGGAAGUGCCUUAACAUUUCCAGCUAGAGGGGGUUCUUUCUGUAAUUGCUUUCAUUUUACAAGUAAAUGACGCAAAACCAAUCUGAUAUUACUGGACUGAACAAACUCAAACAUCGAACAAGAUGAAGGAAUACUACCAGCUAAAAAUGAAUAAUGACAUAAAAACAAGCCCCUGACCUUUACACUUUGGUAUUAUUAAUGUAUGUGACGACAUGUCUAAAUUCUGGCCCACUGUCUAAAUUUAUUUAUUAUUAGAUUUCACUACAACAAACCACUUUACUGACCUAGGUAUUGUGCGACUCUUACAAACUGAAAAUUCCCCUUUUAAUUUCUGUAAGAUUUUUAAUAGCCUGUUCAAUUAUCUUCUGUAUUUAACACAUGUUUGUAAAGGUCUGAAAAAUCUAAGUAAAUGUAGGAAUUCACACUGCUUUAUUUAUCUCUACACUGGAACUGAGAGACUCUAUAUUUGCGCCCUUUAAUUCAUUAUUAUAAGCUGUACAUUUUUUUUGUCAUUUAAAGGGACACUAUAGUCACCAGAACAACUACAGCUUAUUGUAUUUGUUCUGGUAAGUAGAAUCAUUCCCUGCAGGGUUUUGCUGUAAAUGUUUUUUUCCGUGAGAAUGCUAUGUUUACCUCACAGCCUAGGGAUAACUUCACUGGCCACUCCUCAGAUGGCUGCUAGAGGUGCUUCCUGGGUCAUUCAUUGUCUUCACCCUCUGCAUGCAGACACUGAACAUUCAUCAUAGAAAUGCAUUGAUUCAAUGGAUCUCUGAGGAGAUGCUGAUUGGCCAGGGCUGUUUUUGACUUGUGCUGGCUUUGCCUCCAUGACGAUCUCCGCCAAUCCUAUUGGAAACAUUGUGAUUGGUUCACAGAAUCACUUCUGAUGAUAUCAGGCAUGCGGACAGGUCAGAUGUAGCAGCUGCAGACUUGCAUACAAGUAAGAUUUUACUAUAUUUAGAGAGGCAAGGUAGGUGUGGGGGUGAGAGGUAGAUGUUUGUUUUAACACUAUAGAGUCAGGAAUACAUGUUUGUCUGCCUUACCCUACAGUGUUCCUUUAAUAUUCAUUUGAAAAAAACCUUUUGUAUCUGUAAGCCAACCUACAUACCAUUUGUAACUUGCAUCAAAGCUCUAUAAGAGACAGAAAUAAUCCAAUGGCCAUGAAGGUAGCAGACGGGAAACAAACCAUGUAUUCUCCAAUGUACUCUGUGCCAUGGCUGUUCCUAGACUGAACUAGAAUCUGAUGUAAUUUAAUACAUCUGUUUAAUAGACCUCUAAAAGAAAAUCAAACAUCAAAUUGAAAAGGUUAACACAAAUUCUAGGCCAUGUUCAAUGUUUUAUGCAGUGGUGUAAAUUCUAAGAUUCUAAAAGUAAAAUGACAGGGGCCUUAAUUGUGUGUUUAACGCAUACCUGCACUUUGUAUCCCAUUAAACAAUGGAAUUUGUGUUCUGAUUGUAUCUUGGAUAACAUUUUAACAAAAGAUUGUGAUCUGACAACUCUCUAUCUUUUGAAUGAUCUUUAAGUUAAAUGAUGUUGGCUGUCGGACAGCAUGUUUUUAUUUUAUUUUUACGAUUUUGCCUUAUAUUUGUAUGCUUGUCAUGAUCUGAAAUGGCUGUAAUACUUCAUGUCUUAAAGUGACCGUGUAUCCUGAAAUAACUACGGCUUAAUUGCAUGUAAAUGUGUAGUCAAUUCUUCUGACCCACUUUUAGUUAAACUGUUAACCAUUAUAUACUUGAUAAUGAUACCUUUCAGGCCACCUCAGCUAGAGAAAGCAUUAUUAAGAUAAGGGUUAGUCUGAUUGUAAUUUUCUAAAUAGAGACUUGAUGCUACGAAGCAUUACACACUUCAUAAAGUUAAUUAAGCCAAAAUCAUUAGAUAUUUAAGUCUGAAAUGUUUCUUAAUAAAUUAUUGCUUUAAUCCUGUAUUGCUGGCUGGACUUGCAAUUCCUUGCACGAUCCCUGGCAUUACACAGACUGUAUCUGUAUAGUUCUAACACCAAUGGAUGUUGAGUUUGUAUAUGUCUUUCCCUGUCCUUGUAAAUUAGUUAUUUGUAUUGUACUUAUCAGAUUUUCUAAGGUUGUUGCUUUAAACUGUUUUUCAUUGUAUGCAAUAUAAUUAUAUUGUGCUGCAGCUUGGUUGGCCAGAUAGGUUUCAUCACCCCAUACAAAAUGUGUAGUCCAUCAUGCGCUGGUUCAGUUCUUUUGGUGCCCUGCCAUCCAAAAUUGUUUGCUGAGAUUGGGAGCAUCCUGAUAAAUGAAGUCCUCAACAGAUAUUACAUGCCAAUGGUUAGCCACCAUUACUGAGCAUUGAAUAACGAGAAUGGUCCUGAUUCACAAAUUGCCCAUCUCAGGGAAAUUCUUUGUAACUAAUGAGUGAUUUUAUAAUAUUACAAAAUAAAGUUUACAAAAAAAUAAAACCUUUACCAUUUUGU
Messenger RNA from Pelobates cultripes (western spadefoot toad), 42964 nucleotides. Lineage: Eukaryota; Metazoa; Chordata; Amphibia; Anura; Pelobatidae. The record is from the annotation of a GenBank genome assembly.